Messenger RNA from Astyanax mexicanus (Mexican tetra), 1567 nucleotides. RefSeq lists its product as uncharacterized. The transcript has 2 exons. Lineage: Eukaryota; Metazoa; Chordata; Actinopteri; Characiformes; Acestrorhamphidae. Bases 488 to 1450 code for a protein of 320 amino acids. The record is from RefSeq and is a predicted model, not a curated record.
CCCUGCCUCUACCCUUCCCACCAAGCUCUAUCUUCCACAUUCUACUUCUCUGUCUCACUUCUCUCUGCUUUCCACAGAUGAAAUCCUUCAUAUUCUACAUUCUAACAAUCCAACCACUUGCCCACUUGACCCUUUACCAUCUUCCCUCUUUCAGACAAUUGCUCCUGACCUCCUUCCGUUCAUCACUCACAUCAUUAACACCUCUCUAUCAUCUGGUCAUGUUCCAUCAACUUUUAAGACUGCCAGAGUGGUUCCUAUCUUGAAGAAACCAACUCUAGACAGCUUGGAUGUUGGCAACUACAGGCCAGUUUCUCUCCUCUCUUUCCUUUCUAAAGUCCUUGAGCGUGCUGUCUACAACCAACUUUCUCUCUUUCUCACUCAGAACAAUCUUCAGGAUCCAAACCAGUCUGGCUUCAAACCUGCACACUCUACUGAAACUGCCCUCAUUGCAGUUACAGAGAAGCUCCAUGCAGCAAAAGCAACCAACAUGUCAUCUGUUCUGAUUCUCCUUGAUCUCUCUGCUGCUUUCGACACGGUCAACCACAGCAUUCUCCUUUCCAUCCUCACCAGCCUUGGAAUCACUGGCUCUGCAUGGCAGUGGUUUGCAUCGUACCUGGAGGACCGUUCCUACCAGGUUUCAUCCCGCAUCUCAGCAUGUCUCAGUGAUGUCUCGAUGUGGAUGAGUUCUCAUCACCUAAAACUCAACCCCAGCAAGACUGACCUUCUGUUCAUCCCAGGAACUACGAGCCUUCACAACAAUAUCUCCAUCUCUUUCGACAACUCACUGGUCACUCCAUCAGCAGAAGCACGAAGCCUUGGUGUAGUAAUGGAUGACCAGUUAUCAUUCUCGAGCCAUAUUGCAAAUCUGACUCGGUCAUGCAGAUUUCUCCUGUACAACAUCCGAAGAAUUCGACCGUUUCUGUCUCAGGAAGCCACUCAGGUGCUUGUGCAGUCUCUUGUCAUCUCAAGACUUGACUACUGCAACUCUCUACUGGCUGGUCUUCCACUGAGAGCCACCAAACCACUACAAUUAAUUCAGAAUGCUGCAGCACGACUCGUCUUCAAUCUUCCGAAGUUCAGUCAUGUGACUCCUUUGCUGCGUUCCCUCCACUGGCUUCCUGUUGCCGCCCGCAUCCGAUUCAAAACCCUGACGCUGGCCUACAAGGCAAAAAACGGACCAGCUCCUUCAUACUUGAUGGCGAUGGUCAAAGCCAGAUCUGCACCAAGAGCUCUUACAGCUUCCAGUACGGCUCGGCUCGAACCUCCAUCACUCAAAACACACAGAAAACAGACAUCCAGACUCUUCUCUGUGCUGGCACCAAAGUGGUGGAAUGAACUUCCACUGGAUGUCAGAACAGCAGAGUCACUCGCCGUCUUCAAACGUCGACUGAAGACACAUCUUUUUAAAGAGUUCCUACACAAAAAAAAAAAAAGGUUCCUAGGGUUCUAAACAUGAUUAAGUUCUAUGUAUCUCUUGAUCCUAGUCUACAAACUAGCUUUGGAUAUCUUAAGUAACUUUGAAGCACUGUUGUAAGUCGCUCUGGAUAAGGGCGUCUGCUAAAUACUG